ACCAACGCGCAGCACUAUCCUAAACAUGGCGCCUAGAGUGUAUGUAGUUAUACAGCAGUUGACAUCACACACAACAUUACACAUGGCUUAGAAUUUAUUUUCACUUGCACACACACACACACGCACACACACACACACACGCACACACACACACACACACACACAUACACCUAUUUAUUUUUGUGUUAUCAUCUAUCAUUUGUCCAGCAAUAACAAAUAACUCUCAACUUCCUGACGACGACUCUAGACAUAUAUCUAUAUAUAUAUUUUGCCGAUCUAAAUAAAAAUAAAAGAACCGGCUCGUAAAAUGGAGACCGUAAACGUCAAAGUUGAUGCAAGUAUCCUGAACCUCGUAAAAAUAGUCUGCCCGUCAGCUGAAGAAUUGAGUGUAAUUAUAAAUAAUGUGAGGUGCAAUCAGUGUGGGCUCGUAUUUCAGAACGAGUCCCGAUUUCGUCUUCAUGACUUGAAAGUACACCAGCGUAAAAAUUUGGACAAAAUAGCCAAGGAGUCUAUCAAGUAUCACUGUCCCGAGGUAUCUUGUAUUUAUUCUACUACUUCUCAACGAUACUUUACAACGAUGAAGUACUUAAAACAGCAUUACCUGAAAGUUCAUGCUGCUAAAACUUUCUCGUGUACGCAGUGUGAUAAAAGUUUUUCAACAGAAGCUGCUAAAGUCGCGCACAUCAGAGUCUGCGGUUUGGAGUUUACCUGCAGUUGUUUUAAAAAUUUUUCUACUUACGAGGCACUUUUAACUCAUGCUAAAAGACAGUCUCAUUCUUUUGAUGAGAAGUAUAAAAAUUUGCUCAGAAGAGCUUCCACAAAGAAUCUUCCAGUGGUACAAAUCUGUAAAGUACAGAAAAAGUUACCAGUAUUUAUUCGUCCAUAUCAAGAAAGUAAUCACAGAGUCCAAGAAUCAAAAGUAAUAAAAGACACAAGAGACAUGGCAAUUCAGACUGAUGAUUUAAAGAAAGUCAGACGAAUUUUAAGCCCUUCAAAGUCUAACAAACGCCGAGAGUCUCGACAGACACAGACUAAUUGUUUGCUCAAAGAAAAGCGCAGUAGGAAGACUGUAGAGACUCAAACUUCUGUUGGAAGUGUCAAAGAGCUCAAAAAAUUAAGCAUUAAUAAGAAGCAAAAUCUUCCUAAGAAGGAGUUGCAAUUUAAUAAUAAUAAUAACAACAACAACAAUAAUAAUAAUAAUAAUAAUGAUGAUGAUAAUAAUGAAGGGACAUUUAGCAGUGAUUUAUUCUCUGACUCCCUGCCGUUAAACGGGAUGCAGGAAUUAUGGCCAGUAAGAAGCCCCGAGUCGAAGGUAGAGAAGAAUAUAAUUGAUGAUUUAUACGACAACGUCACCCAGACAGACAUCCUUCCGUUCUACCAAGAGGACAGCAUCACCCAGCUGAACUCCAAGAACUCGCUGUUCUCAGCGACGAGGAUCUCGAGGUCAGACCCGAUGCUGACGGAAGAAAUCAAUGAUAAAUUCAGCAGCAUUGAGACCCAGACUGACCGCCCGUACCUGGACUCAAUCUUCGACCCCGAGCCGAACUACUCGAGGCCUUACGCCGUCAGCUCGAACAACGAGACCCAGACUACUCAGGAGUUCGACGACAUAAAGAGUCUUCUUUACAGUAAUAUGUGCACGCAAACGUGCUACGAUAUUCUACACCCCGACCUGGGGCUCUCUGACACCCAGACUCAGACCGCUUGGUCUGAGGAGCUCGAUGUCGAGUCUUCCGGUCACGAUAAAUCCUCCAUUAUCGCUUGUCGCUCCUGGCUCAGCACACAAACUAGUCAUACUGAAACUCAGACAGAUCUUCUUAAUAUAUUUGAUGAGUUACAAUAAUUACUUUUAUUUUUUUAAAUAUUAUUUAAUUAACUAGCAACCUUGCAGUCACUCUGUGACUGCCGUGACUAGUGUAAUAUAAAUAAAUAAAAUUUUGGUUUAUU
Messenger RNA from Cotesia glomerata, 1947 nucleotides. RefSeq names its product SUN domain-containing protein 2-like (gene Asciz). The transcript has 3 exons. Gene Ontology annotation, molecular function: DNA-binding transcription factor activity, RNA polymerase II-specific; transcription cis-regulatory region binding. The coding region runs from base 308 to 1843 and encodes 511 amino acids. Gene Ontology annotation, cellular component: nucleus. The record is from RefSeq and is a predicted model, not a curated record. Gene Ontology annotation, biological process: regulation of transcription by RNA polymerase II. Lineage: Eukaryota; Metazoa; Arthropoda; Insecta; Hymenoptera; Braconidae.